Molecule: messenger RNA, 276 nt
Organism: Cooperia oncophora
Lineage: Eukaryota; Metazoa; Nematoda; Chromadorea; Rhabditida; Trichostrongylidae
Source: the annotation of a GenBank genome assembly
ACCAUAAAAACUAUUUUUUGCAGUAGAUAUUAUUUUGGUUUUUCAUUCCUAUUCCAAUUUUUACUUGUAUUUUUCAGAUAUGUGUCACCUGAAAUUAUUCUGAACAAAGGUCAUGAUCAAGCCGCCGAUUACUGGGCCCUGGGGAUCUACAUAUGCGAGCUCAUGCUUGGACGGCCACCUUUCCAAGCCAGUGAUCCUAUGAAGACUUACACUCUCAUCCUGAAAGGACCGAAUUGGAAAGACUGCAACUGCACUGGUGAAGAAGCUGUGCCGUGA